UGGAAAUAAAAUAUAUUAUUAUUGUAUGACAUUUGUAAUAAUGGAAUAUAUAAAAGAAAAUGAUGAAGUUUUAGUGCUGGGAAUUACAGAACUUGUUGAGAAAAUUCAAAAUAUUUCCGGUGUAAAAACAUCAUGCCUAAAUUCAAUAAAUGAACUUUUAUCAGAUAAACAAACUCAACUUCAACAUAAAUUUAAUGUCGUUUUAUCUUUUAUGAGAAAUGAUUCGCGAAUAAUAAGUGCUGAAGUCCUUUCACGCCUGCUAGAAAUUUUGAAACCAAAUGGAAAAUUCAUAUUUUAUUACUCGUGUGAAGAUACUGCUUCCAUAGUAUCAAAUUUAAAAAUUUACGGGUUCACUAAAACUUCUAUAAAAGAAAAAAUUGAAAAUUCAAAUGAGUUUUAUUGUGAAAAGCCAAGUUUUGAGGUGGGUUCAUCUGUGAAACUAUCAUUAGCUGCAGAAAAUAAAAAAGCAACAACUGUUUGGAAGCUUGAUGAUGAUGAUGAUGAUGAAGUAAUUAAUGAUGAUGACUUGUUAGAUGAGGAAGAUUUAAAGAAGCCCGAUCCUAGUAGCUUAAGAGGUAAUUACGGCAAUGCUAUCAAAAUGUUAAAUCUUUAUUCAUGUUAG
Messenger RNA from Ctenocephalides felis (cat flea), 622 nucleotides. RefSeq names its product anamorsin homolog. NCBI's taxonomy places the organism in Eukaryota, Metazoa, Arthropoda, Insecta, Siphonaptera, Pulicidae. Gene Ontology annotation, cellular component: cytoplasm. The transcript has 3 exons. The record is from RefSeq and is a predicted model, not a curated record. Gene Ontology annotation, molecular function: iron-sulfur cluster binding. The coding region runs from base 26 to 622 and encodes 198 amino acids. Gene Ontology annotation, biological process: iron-sulfur cluster assembly.